AUGGCUUAUCUCCUACUUUAUGUUGAUGACAUCAUCUUAAUUGCUUCCUCGUAUACAUUACGUGGUUUAUUUCUGUCACAACGUAAGUAUGCUCUUGAGAUUAUUGAUCGUGCUGGUAUGGCUUCGUGUAAACCUUCUCCUACUCCUGUGGAUACUAAGCCAAAGAUGAGUGCUCAUGCGAGAACUCCUUAUGAGGAUCUGUCCCAUUAUCGUAGCCUUGUAGGGGCUCUUCACUACCUCACAUUUACCAGGCCUGAUAUUGCUUAUGCGGUGCAGCAGGUUUGCUUGUUUAUGCAUGAUCCGUGUGAGGAGCACAUGCAUGCUCUUAAGCGCAUUGUGCGUUAUCUUCAGGGGACACUUGAUCAUGGCCUACACUUGUAUCCAUCCUCGACUACCACUCUUACCUCUUACACAGAUGCUGACUGGGGUGGUUGUCUUGAUACUCGUCGUUCUACUUUGGGUUAUUGUGUGUUUCUUGGGGAUAACUUGGUUUCUUGGUCCGCUAAACGACAACCUACAUUGUCCCGUUCCAGUGUUGAAGCCGAGUAUCGAGGUGUUGCCAAUGUGGUUUCUGAAUCAUGUUGGUUACACAAUUUUCUUCUUGAGCUACAUUGUCCAAUUCCGAAGGCCACUUUGGUUUACUGUGAUAAUGUAAGUGCCAUUUAUCUCUCCGGAAAUGCUGCCAACCAUCAGCGGACUAAACACAUUAAGUUAGAUAUCCAUUUUGUUUGGGAAAAAGUAGCUCGUGGUCAGGUCCGGGUUUUACAUGUGCCUUUCGGACAUCAGCUUGCUGAUAUUUUCACAAAGGGCCUUCCCUUGGUUCUUUUUAAAGAUUUUCUUGACAAUCUCAGCGUUCGACGAUCUCCUGAUUCAAUUGCGGGGGUGUGUUAG
This is a messenger RNA of Beta vulgaris subsp. vulgaris (sugar beet), 891 nucleotides long. RefSeq lists its product as uncharacterized. The coding region runs from base 1 to 891 and encodes 296 amino acids. NCBI's taxonomy places the organism in Eukaryota, Viridiplantae, Streptophyta, Magnoliopsida, Caryophyllales, Amaranthaceae. The transcript has 2 exons. The record is from RefSeq and is a predicted model, not a curated record.